Molecule: messenger RNA, 2524 nt
Organism: Chlamydomonas reinhardtii
Lineage: Eukaryota; Viridiplantae; Chlorophyta; Chlorophyceae; Chlamydomonadales; Chlamydomonadaceae
Exons: 13
Coding region: 44-1891 (615 amino acids)
Biological process (GO): regulation of DNA-templated transcription
Molecular function (GO): double-stranded DNA binding
Source: RefSeq, a predicted model, not a curated record
GAGUAACCGCACGCGAAGCACUUGCACCAUCUGAAUUGGCAAGAUGGCUAGUCUGCUUCGCCGCGCGGUGCCAGGGGCGGGCUGUGCGGCCCGCGGCUCUGCUGCAGAGCCGCUGGGUGCGCCGCGCGUCGCUGCGCAUCACGAACCGGCCCCUGCCGCUCGCGUGGCGCCACACUCUCCGACGUCGUGGCGUGCGCCCGCUCGCCAGCCCUCUGUCGCGGCCCCACGCCCCGCUGACCGACCCACAUGGACGCGCGCGAGCGCCGACGCGCCCGCUGCAGAUUUGGAUAAAGAGCUCUGGUCGGCGGGCGACAUGUACGCGGAGGGCGCCGAGCGCCUGCGCGCCUUCAUGGCCGCGCUGCCUGAGCUGGCGGAGCAGGAGGAGGUGCUAGGGGGGCUGCUGGGAGCAAACCCCGAGCUGGUGGCGGCGGACCCAGCAACGGUCCGGACGGCGCUGGAGGCUCUGGCGGCGGCGCUGGGCGUCAACCUGCUGCGCGCGGCGCGGCUGGCGGCGCGCGUGCCGGGUGUGCUGGAGCGGCCGGCGGAGGAGGCAGGCAGCAAGGUAUCGGCCAUGGCAGCUGAGCUGGGCACUGACGUGGACGCAGCGCUGCAGCUGUAUGCCGCCCAGCCGGGCAUGUGGGCGGUCAGCCAGCCGAGCAUCAUCAGGGACAGGCUGGACACGCUCGCGGGCAAGCUGGGCCUGCCGCUGCGCAACACCGUGGCUCUGGUGGGGAAGCAGGCGCUGCUUUGGGUGAUCCCGCCCUCGCACAUCCAGGUGUCCCUGCGCGAUGUCGCCGGCUGCUGCGGCCUCAGCGACUCCGAGGCGGAGGAGCUGGUAACGCGGGUGCCGCCGCUGCUGGCGGUGGAGAAGCGCCUGCUCAAGCUGAGCGUGGCGGCCGUGACGGCCUCCACCGGCGUGCCCGCGCCCGCGCUACUGGAGCUGCUGUCGCGCAGCCUGGGGCUGGUGGCGCUGCCCAGCCCGCUGCUGUGUGCCGCGCUGGAGGGGCUGGCGGCCGACUUGGGCGUGGCGCCCGAGCACGUGGCUGCGCUGAUGGCGCAGCAGCCCACGCUGCUGUGCGCGCAGUUUGGCACCAUCGCCGCCGCCCUGGAAACGCUGGAGACGGCGCUGCAAUGCAGCCGGGCGCAGGCGCUGGCGGUGCUGUGCGCGCAGCCCUGCCUCAUGUACGAGACCACCGUUGACACGCUCGUGUCGCGCAUCCAGUCCCUCGCCACCACCUUUGGUCUGCCCGACGCCGACGCCGCGCGUGCGCUGGCGCGCGAGCAGCCGGCGCUGAUGGUGGUGGCGCCGGCGACGGUACGCAGUGCGGCGAGUGCGGUGGGUGCGGCGCUGGGCGGCUCGCUGGCGGACUGCUUGGCGCUGGCCAAGAGCGACCCUGGGUCGUUCAUGAUGGUCACGCUGCAGGACUCGCUGAUUGAGGCCUGGUCGGCACGGCUGCAGCUGGAGCCGGAGGCCGUGGCGCGACUGCUGUCGCUGCAGCCCGCGCUGCUGGAGCUCACAGCCACCACCCUCAAGGCGCGGCUAGAGAGCCUGGCGGCGCUAUUUGGAGUGCCGGCGGAGAUUGCGGCGCAGCUGGUGCUUAAACACCCGGCUCUGGCUGCGGUGCCCCCUAACGCCACCAUCACUCGCGCCAAGAACGUUUCCAUGGCACUGCGGAUAUCCAUUCAGGGCGCCGCCGGCAUCAUCGCAAAGGAGCCGGCGCUGCUGGCGGUGCUCACACACGCCAGCGACGAGGUGAAGGCCAGCGGGGUCGCCGAUGACGUGGGCGAGGUUGGCGCCAUUUAUGAGUACUACACAAUGGAGUGGCUGCAGCGGCAGUACAAGGAGAUGGCGCCGGCGCGUGUCACCAGCUUCUCGGCCCUGGACUCUUAGCGGCAGACUGGCGGAGGGGCUGGCUUCAGGGCUGUAAGGAGUAGUCGUGGUGCUGGAUGGGUUGCCAGGUUGGGGAGGCGAGGGACUGCGUGCAAGGCACCAGGUGGUCCCUGCUCCGUGUUCACGGUAGGCGUGCAAUGGGCCAGCUGGCCAGGUGUGCCGGGUCAGCGGAGCCAUGCAGAGGCUGUGCCGCGUGGGCGUGUGGCAUGUGGCAGGCAAGGGGGUUGCGGUGUGUGGUUUAGCGCGCUUAACGGAUUACGUGCGCAUUGUGCCAGAAUCAGUGUAAGGUUCUGCCUCGACCACUGCCACAAGCCCGACACCAGAAGCAGUCCUAUGUGUGUGUUACGUGCUUCUGUGAUGGGCGACAGCGCGUGUGAUUGGCCACAGAGGCACAGACGAGAGAGUGAUACCAUGCAGUUAUACCGUAUCUACCGCGCCCACGGCCCAGUGGCUUCCAGCAACGUGCGUGAUCGCUUGCCCACCAGGGAGUGUGACGCCAUGGGCACACGUGAGCGACGCCAUGCGGUCAUGGCAUGCUGGGGCUCUAGCAUACCUCUGAUUGCUCAAAGGAUUCAAACAAUCAAGCUGCGUGGAGUACGCAGGUUGCAGGUCGUCCAACGCCUGUCCGACUUC